Molecule: messenger RNA, 1172 nt
Organism: Exaiptasia diaphana
Lineage: Eukaryota; Metazoa; Cnidaria; Anthozoa; Actiniaria; Aiptasiidae
Product: tRNA (adenine(58)-N(1))-methyltransferase catalytic subunit TRMT61A
Exons: 9
Coding region: 1-1020 (339 amino acids)
Biological process (GO): tRNA methylation
Cellular component (GO): tRNA (m1A) methyltransferase complex; nucleus
Source: RefSeq, a predicted model, not a curated record
AUGAGSUUUUUAGUGGGACUUUCAAAAGAAAUCAUGAGUUUCUUAGARUAUAAAGAUAGAAUUAGCGAAGGGGAUACCGUGAUCCUUUAUAUUGGUGCUUCCUCGAUGCAUAGUAUCGUAGUCAGUUCUUCUAAAGUCCACCAGACAAAAUAUGGCGCUUUUCCACAUGCAGAAAUGAUAGGGCGACAGUUUGGAUCAAAGAUGUUUUCCAUAAAUAAAAAAGGCUGGAUUUACUUGUUACACCCUACAUCAGAGCUCUGGACAAUAAACCUACCACACAGAACACAAAUACUGUACACYACWGAUAUCAGUAUGGCAAUAAUGAAGUUAGACAUUAAACCUGGCUCUGUUGUCAUAGAAUCUGGAACUGGGAGUGCAUCAAUGUCUCAUGCCCUCAUCAGAGCAGUUGCACCAACUGGCCAUCUUUAUACUUUUGAGUUUCACGAAGACAGAUGUAAAAAAGCAAGAGAAGAAUUUAAACAGCACAAAGUUGAUCAUCUGGUGACAAUACAACACAGAGAUGUACUUCAAGAAGGAUUUCAACUAGAUCAUGUUGCAGACGCAGUGUUCCUUGAUCUUCCCUCACCAUGGGAUGCCAUUGCUACAUCAAAGAAAGCCUUCAAGAAAAAAGGUGGUCGCAUUUGUUCAUUCUCUCCGUGCAUUGAACAAGUUCAAAGGACMUGUGAGACAAUGACAGAGCUUGGUUUUAAAGAUAUUGAAGUAAUGGAGUGUUUAUUAAAAUCAUAUGAUGUAAAGCCAGUAACAAUGCAAGUGCCUGAAUUCUCAGAAACACUCCAGCAGACUCAUGACGAUGACAGCCAAAAAGAAGUCAAUGAAACAACUACAGUCAACACAGAUGAACUUUAUUCUAGAAAAGAUAAAAAGACUGAUGACACCAAGCCUUCACAUAUCCUUAAAAUGAACAAAACAACAGUUAUGACUGCAAAACCAAUUAAAGAAAUGCCUGGACAUACAGGAUUUCUAACUUUUGCUUCUUUAUAUCCAAACCGAAUAUCCUGAGAWUCAUAUUAAUUCUAUUAGUGAUUAAUGAUAAUACUUAAUUAUAAUCAAUAUUGAUGUUUUUGUGUACAUUAGUUAACAGACAUUAUCAAAAUUGUUAGGAAAUCUAACCACUGCAUUCUGCCUCAUUAAAUGUGAAUAAUAUCGUUUUA